Molecule: messenger RNA, 807 nt
Organism: Penicillium vulpinum
Lineage: Eukaryota; Fungi; Ascomycota; Eurotiomycetes; Eurotiales; Aspergillaceae
Product: GPI anchored serine-threonine rich family protein
Exons: 2
Coding region: 1-807 (268 amino acids)
Source: RefSeq, a predicted model, not a curated record
AUGCGCUACUCAUUCACCCUCACGGCCCUGAGCCUCCUCUCAUCUGCCUUUGCCAUCACCGUCACCGCUCCAUCAUCAGACACGGUGUGGGAUUUCUCCACUCCCAAAACAAUCAAAUUUACUAGCGAUCCUAGUGAUCCUCCAGUAAUCAGCAUCAUCCUUCGAACUCAGGAUGGUUCUUUCCAGACCAAACUAGCGGACAACGUCAAGACCUCUGACGGCGAAUACACGACCCAGCCCAACCCUAGCAUUUCCAACGGAAAUGACUACGAGAUCCAGAUAAUUGAUUCUGCGGGCCAGCUCGCCGUCAGUGCUAUUUUUACUGCCGAGAAGGGCGCUUCAGAUGAUGGUACCGCAUCCUCGUCUUCUUCCAACACUUCUUCUUCCACGUCUUCUUUCACCACCUCCUCCUUCUCCUCCUCCACUUCUUCCGCGACAACUAUUGCGACCACUUCUACAUCCGUUAUCUCUAUCCUUAUAUCCUCGGCAUCUCCAGCACCCACAUCGUCAACUAGUCCUUUGUCUUCCUCAGGCAAGAUGCAACUUCGCAUAAUGUUAGGUGACCAUACUAAUACAUCUUUUUUCAUCGCAGGCUCCACUACCUCCACCUCCACCUCCUCUUCUUCUUCUUCGACCUCUUUUUCAACCUCGUCUUCCACGGCCACUUCAUCCAAUGCUUCCGAUACUUCAUCCACCAGUCCCUCCGUCUCCGCUCUACCCUCAACUGGUGCUGCAUCGUCUCUGUUCGGCGCUCCCAAGGAAGCCAUGGCUUUACUUGGUGCUACUUUCGCGCUCUUCUACGUCUAG